AUGAGACGAAUACCGCGAAUGAAAGAUGGCUCGCUGCCAACAGUGGCGUGGAUGCUUCUGGGAAUGCAUGUUUGCGCGGAGCAAAGCGGAUGCUUCUCACCGGAGCUCCUCUCGGACAAUCCCAUGGCGGCGGUGCUUUCGCUUCUGAGUGCCUUCUUCCAGAGAUACACAACGGUCAGCGGGCUGGAUGGAAAGCUGCAGUUUGAGAAAGGCUCCGCAGUGUCAACCUUCCAGCAGAGCUUCCAAAAGCGGCCUUGCCACGCCGAUCUCAUUGUACUUGACCCCGAGUCAGAUGUGAACUUGGCACCACCAAUGUCGCCGGCAACCCAUAUUCUUCUUGUGCAUGAGCUUCUUCGUGCAAGGUCUCUUUUGAAGAGUGUGAUGAGUACCGGACAGUGCCAGCAUCUCCACUCGGUUUUUCAGCCG
Molecule: messenger RNA, 426 nt
Organism: Symbiodinium pilosum
Lineage: Eukaryota; Dinophyceae; Suessiales; Symbiodiniaceae
Source: the annotation of a GenBank genome assembly